AUGACAUCUCCCGCCGAAUUUCACGGCUGGCUAGGCCACGACAACAAAGCCGCCCAAGGAAACCUAAUCUGGUCGUCUUUCAAACCGAAGUCGUUCAAUCCAAUCGAUGUCGACAUCAAGAUCUUAGCCUGUGGAAUCUGUGGUAGUGACAUUCACACGUUGCGCUCAGGCUGGGGCGCCACGCACUACCCUGCGUGUGUAGGGCACGAGAUCGUGGGCCAUGUCGUGCGAGUGGGAGACAAGGUUACAAACAUUAAGCUGGGCGAUAGAGUCGGAGUGGGAGCGCAGGCGUUCAGCUGCUUGCGGAACGAUUGCGAAGAGUGCAGUAACGGCUUGGAGCAACACUGUACCAAAAUGGUGGGGACGUAUAAUGCGAAAUACCCAGACGGCAGUUGGAGUAUGGGCGGGUAUGCAGACUACAUUCGUGUGCCCGCGCAUUUCGCCAUCAAGAUCCCCGCGAGCCUGAAGAGCGAAGACGCAGCACCAAUGAUGUGUGGCGGUAUCACAGUCUUUGCGCCGCUACGGAACAAUGGCGCAGGCCCCGGUAAGAAGGUGGGAAUCGUAGGCCUAGGAGGACUAGGACACUUUGGCAUAAUCUUUGCGAAGGCGCUCGGCUGCGAAAAGGUCGUGGCGAUUAGCAGACGGAGAAACAAGGUCGAAGACGCAAAGGCCAUGGGCGCAACCGAUUACAUAGCCACUUCCGAAGACGACAAAUGGGCCCGCAAGCACGCGCGCAGUCUUGACCUCAUCAUAUCAACUGUCUCAUCACCAGAUAUGCCCCUCGAGUCUUAUCUCCGGCUCCUUCGCACAAACGGAACCUUUAUCCAGGUCGGUGCGCCCGAGGACAAGUUACCGCCCAUCGCGGCGUUUGGCCUCAUUGGAAAAGGAUGUAAAAUCGGAGGCAGUCAGAUUGGCAGCCCGAAGGAUAUUGAAUAUAUGCUGCAUUUUGCUGCGGAGAAGGGGGUCAAGCCGUGGGUGCAGCAAAGAAGCAUGAAGGAGGCCAACAAGUGUGUAGUCGAUAUGGAAGAUGGCCAUGCGCGGUAUCGCUAUGUGCUCGUGAAUCCGGAUCAUGAGGGCAGGGCGAAGAUAUGA
Messenger RNA from Cucurbitaria berberidis CBS 394.84, 1092 nucleotides. RefSeq names its product alcohol dehydrogenase-like protein. The transcript has a single exon. The record is from RefSeq and is a predicted model, not a curated record. Gene Ontology annotation, biological process: alcohol metabolic process. Gene Ontology annotation, molecular function: zinc ion binding; alcohol dehydrogenase (NADP+) activity. NCBI's taxonomy places the organism in Eukaryota, Fungi, Ascomycota, Dothideomycetes, Pleosporales, Cucurbitariaceae. The coding region runs from base 1 to 1092 and encodes 363 amino acids.